Molecule: messenger RNA, 2109 nt
Organism: Alnus glutinosa
Lineage: Eukaryota; Viridiplantae; Streptophyta; Magnoliopsida; Fagales; Betulaceae
Product: squalene epoxidase 3-like
Exons: 8
Coding region: 37-1953 (638 amino acids)
Biological process (GO): sterol biosynthetic process
Cellular component (GO): membrane; endoplasmic reticulum
Molecular function (GO): squalene monooxygenase activity; flavin adenine dinucleotide binding
Source: RefSeq, a predicted model, not a curated record
AAGUCAGGUCGUCAUUACCCCCACUGCCAUUUCCAAAUGCUCCAAAUCUCCUACAAAAGCAUCCAAACCCACAUUCCCUCCUUAAAUCAUCCAAACCCACGUUCACAUCGACUUCACCACCGCAUUCUCUAUAAAACCCCAUUCCCUCCAACGAUCCCUCUCGUCCUGUGUAAUAAAUCCACACCAUCAAGCCCCAUAGCGCCCAGAAGAACCAAAACAAGAGCCAGCAUUCCCAGAGAGGUAGAGGGAAAAGGAGAGCUUUUGAUCCCAGCCCAUUGUUCUUCUUCUUCUUCUUCUUCUUGGUUCCAUUGUUCCGUUUUGAGGAAGAAAAUGGUUGUGGUCGAUCAGCACGUUCUCUGGACCUUCUUUGCCUCGCUUCUCGGGUUCCUUCUUCUCUACACUCUCCGUCGCAAUAGCAAUACCCACGGCGAUAAAAGAACGACAAAGAAGAAGAAUUUCCCAGAAGAAUGCGCGAAAGAGAGCUCCGCCGACGGAGAAUGCCGUCCCGUUAACGUCUCCGGCACCGACGUCAUCAUCGUCGGCGCCGGUGUCGCCGGUUCCGCCCUCGCUUACUCCCUCGGCAAGGAUGGAAGACGGGUUCGUGUGAUAGAAAGAGACUUGACAGAGCCAGACCGAAUUGUUGGUGAACUUCUCCAGCCUGGGGGAUACCUGAAAUUAAUUGAGUUGGGCCUUGAAGAUUGCGUGGAGGAAAUUGAUGCUCAGCACGUGCUUGGAUACGCUCUCUUCAAGGACGGAAAGAAUACUAGACUGUCUUAUCCCUUGGAAAAAUUUAAUUCCGAUGUGGCUGGGAGGAGCUUCCACAAUGGGCGUUUUAUCCAAAGGAUGAGAGAAAAAGCUGCUACUCUUCCAAGUGUGCAAUUGGAGCAAGGUACAGUAACAUCCCUGCUUGAAGAAAAUGGGACUGUUAGAGGGGUUCAGUACAAAUCCAAGGAUGGCCAAGAACAUAAAGCUUAUGCUCCUCUUACAAUUGUGUGUGAUGGUUGCUUCUCAAAUCUGCGCCGCACUCUUUGCAACCCGAAGGUAGAUGUUCCCUCGUGUUUUGUGGGUUUAGUCUUAGAAAACUGUCAACUUCCAUUUGCAAAUCAUGGACAUGUCAUUUUAGCAGACCCUUCACCCAUCUUGUUUUACCAAAUCAGUAGUACAGAAGUUCGCUGUUUGGUUGAUGUACCUGGUCAGAAAUUACCUUCUGUUGCUAAUGGUGAAAUGGCCAACUAUUUGAAGACAGUGGUGGCUCCACAGAUUCCCCCUGAGCUUCAUGAUGCCUUCAUAUCUGCAGUUGAUAAAGGAAGUAUUAGAACUAUGCCAAAUAGAAGCAUGCCAGCAGAUCCACAUCCUACUCCUGGAGCCGUCUUAAUGGGUGAUGCAUUCAACAUGCGUCAUCCUUUAACUGGUGGUGGGAUGACUGUGGCACUAUCUGAUAUUGUUGUACUUCGAGAUCUUCUGAAGCCACUGCGUGACCUGAAUGACGCACCUUCAUUGUCCAAAUAUCUUGAAUCCUUUUACACCUUGCGCAAGCCGGUGGCAUCAACAAUAAAUACUCUGGCUGGUGCCCUCUAUAAGGUGUUUUCUGCUUCACCUGAUCAGGCAAGGAAGGAGCUGCGACAAGCAUGCUUUGACUAUUUAAGCCUUGGAGGCUCAUUUUCAACAGGACCGGUGGCUUUACUCUCUGGUCUGAACCCUCGUCCAUUAAGUUUAGUUCUCCACUUCUUUGCUGUGGCAAUAUAUGGGGUUGGUCGUCUGCUACUACCAUUUCCUUCGCCUAAACGCAUGUGGAUUGGAGCACGAUUGAUUUCGAGUGCGUCAGGUAUAAUAUUUCCCAUCAUCAAGGCAGAAGGAGUGAGGCAGAUGUUCCUCCCUGCAACCGUUCCGGCAUACUACAGGGCUAGAGCUCCUCCCGUUGAGGAUAUAGCCAGCAAAGACCAAGUAGCUUGAGGCUUCCACAGAGGACGUUAUACAAUUACAUUAUUCCUUGAUACCGCUACAAAGUGUAUUUGUCAUAUUCUGUCACAACUUAGAACUCAAAAUUGUGUAUUUCUCCAAGCUUAAUAGGAAUCCAUUUUGAAUGAAAAAAGAGUAUUGAAUCUUUAA